This is a messenger RNA of Pocillopora verrucosa, 6120 nucleotides long. The record is from RefSeq and is a predicted model, not a curated record. Lineage: Eukaryota; Metazoa; Cnidaria; Anthozoa; Scleractinia; Pocilloporidae.
GUCAUCGCCAGUUUUCUUGGGAGACAUGGGAAAGGAAGUGUUUUCCUUAAGGAUGGAGGUCAUGCAAUCAAAAGCAACGAUCUAAUACAACUGCAGAAAGUUUCCAUCUUCAAGGAGAGAGAGUGACCAUAUAGCAUUUUUGCGGGGACGAAAAGAGAACCCAUGUAACUGACUAUUUGACUUAUAAAAAUGUCUGCGAAGGGAGCUCAACUUCACGAUGAAAGUGGCAACGUACCUACCAAAGGAGGAGGAGGAAACAGUAUUAGUGCCGAUUGGGAUUCUGAUUGCUGUCAUCGAAAGGAAGAAGAUCAGUUAGUUCUAGCCAAGAGCCCUACGCGUAAAGAUAGACAGGGAAGUGACGAUGUUCCAUCUUUACAGCGAAAAAGUUGCAGACGUAAACCGCGGUGGUGUACUCUAGAACAACUCCAGAAAACCAGUGGCAAACAGUUUGGCGACACUGUAGAGACUCCAAAGUCGGAAAGGAAUCUUGGUCACAGCACUAAGAUGCAACACCAACCUAAAAACAAUAGAAAAUCUUUUACAAGUGACGUUCACAUAACGUCUACUCAGGACGCCCAAAAAGGGCUGCCCACUUCCGGUGUUAAGAGCAAGAAAAUGAAGAAACUAAGGGAAGCAAUUGAAAGAGAAUAUCGGAGGACUGAGGCAGUCCUUCCAAUGUACGAGAAAAAAAACGAAAUUGUUCAGCUCAUAACGGAAAAUCAGGUCUGCGUUAUUCUUGGAGAAACCGGAUCAGGUAAAAGUACACAGAUGACCCAAUAUUUGUACGAGGCUGGUUUUUCUGAGAAGGGUUUAAUCGUUUGUACCCAGCCACGUAAAGUUGCUGCGACAAGCUUAGCAUCCCACGUCGCUCGAGAAAUGGGGAGCACUGUUGGAAAAGUAGUGGGCUGCCGUGUUGGAGGAAAUGUUCAAGCAAGUAAAGAGAUGACUGGUAUUGUGUACGUUACAGACCACAUUCUCCUCAAUGAGUGCCUAAAGGAUCCUAAGCUGUCCAAGUAUUCUUGCAUAAUAAUUGAUGAAGCACAUGAACGAAGUCUUUACUCGGACCUGCUUCUUGGCAUGAUCAAGAAAAGCCUUACUCAGCGUCCUGAGCUGCGAGUGGUCAUAACCUCAGCUACCAUUGAUCCUUCUAUCUUCGUGGCAUAUUUUGACCAAUGUCCAGUACUGAAAGUGUCCGGCAGAAUGUUUCCCGUCGAUGUAAUUUGGAAAGAUGGUCCGUCUUCCAACGUUGAAAAUUAUCUUCAAGAGGCUGUAAAAACAGCUCGCGAAAUUCACCACAGGGAGGAUCCAGGGGACAUUCUUGUGUUUCUGACUUCUCCAGCAGAAACGGAACGUGCUUGUGAAAUGUUAACAAAGGUUGAGCGGGAUGCUAACCUAGUUUGUCUUAAUCUCCAUGGAAAGCUACGUCAAGAAGAGCAAAAGAAAGUGUUCGAAGAAGCCGGAGACAAACGUAAGGUGGUAUUUGCUACCAACUGUGCGGAAACCUCUAUCACCAUUCCCGGGAUAAAGUAUGUAGUGGACACUGGUAUGGUGAAGGAAAUGAAGUUCGAACCGAAACGCAAGAAAAGUUCUUUAGAGGUAACAACCAUCAACAAAAGUUCUGCUGAACAGCGAAAAGGAAGGGCAGGAAGGAUACAAGCAGGGAAGUGCUUUAGACUCUACAGCCAAGAGGAGUACGAGGCAAUGGAAGACCAAUCAAAACCAGAGAUCCUAAGGGUUCAUCUUGGUCAGGUCGUGCUGAAGCUGAUGGAACUUGGCAUUGAAGAUGUCAGAGACUUUGAUUUUGUGGAAUCGCCAUCUUUUGACUCAAUAACCCUUGCAUUAGAGUUGUUGAAUUCUCUUGGUGCGAUAACAAACGGAAGACUUACACAGUUGGGAGGCAAAAUUGCUCGUGUUCCGCUAGAGCCACGCUUGGCAAAGGUCCUAUUUGAAGGCAUUGACAAAGGUGUAGGUGCAGAUGCGUUAGCGUUGGUAGCCAUUGCAACUGCAGGUGGGAGCGUUUUCUUCCGCAUGGGAAGCGGAGAGGAGAAGCAGGCAGCUGACUGCAGAAAAGUUUGUUUCUGCCUGAAUGGCGGUGACCUACUGACGUUGUUAGAAGUGUACAGGCAAUACCUCAAGCAACCGAAAGAUUUACCUAAACGAAACAAAUGGGCGGUUGCCAACAGCUUUAAUGCAAAGUCGCUUCGAAUGACAGACGGGACCAUCAAAGAGCUCAAGCUGACGUUAAAGCAUGAAUUGGGCGUAACGAUCCCGGAUACGUUGCAGCAAGACGAGAACACUGAUGUGAAACUUCAAAAGAUUUUGUUGUCUUGUUAUGCCACCAACUUAUGCGUAUUUACUGGCCACGAGAAAACAGGAUACAGAGUGUUGUCUUCAAACCAGUGUGUUCAAGUGCAUCCAUCGUCAGCACUUAAGUAUCUUGGGGCAACGCCUCAGUUCAUCGUCUUUGACCAACUGCUCAAAACGUCUCGUGACUUUGUCGUCAACGUUACCACUGUGGAAGAGACGUGGCUGCGGGAAAUGAUUUCUACAGGAGCUCUCAAGUAUGACUUGGAAAACCUACUUUCAACUGUACUGACCGAAAUGGUAGUGCCAUGCAGUACAGAGCUCAUGAAGUUAACGUUUGAAGGAUGCAGAGGAGGAAAUCUUAAUCAAAUCGAGAGGAAAAUCGCGAAGUCAUGCGAUGACAGCUUAGUUGUGUUAGAGGAGGACAGAGUUCGUGGGCAAAUAAAAGUAUUCGUUCCUCCAAAGUACACGGCGAAAGCUCUGUCAAUGAUGGAGAGUAUCUUGGAGGAAAGCAGAAAGAUACUGAGGAGUGAGGAAAGAGAGGAGCCUCUGAAAGAAGAAUCUUUGGGAAACAGAAUUGUUUGGGGACAAGGCGGUGAAAUAUACGAAGUACUGAUGCCGGACAUGUACAGAACUGUCACGGUUGAUGAGAUAGAAGAUGGCAACGCAGUGGCUGUAUUAGAUCACCUUAAAACCUUUGGAGACGUAGUGAGGCACAGUUUUAAGGAGCAGAAUGGUAAAAUGGGCAUUUUUGUAACUUUCAAACGUUCUAAGGAUGCGAUUAACGCAGUGAAAAGCUCUUCCAACUCCUCUCUGGAAACUGACGUAAAAGUAAAGCCAGGAUUUAUGAUGUCCAGUAGCAUCCAAAGAAGUGUUUCUCCGUUUGAAGCGAAAGCCAAGUGGAUCCGACGUCGCGGUAAAGGUACAGCAUCUGUGGAAUUUCACAACUGUCAAGAUUUUUAUCGCACGCUUGGUAGAAUACCAUCACUUAUGAUUAAGUCAGAGGUUAUUAUUUUCCAAACGGAUAAGGUUCGCGAACAUCAGAUAUUCCUGAAAGGACUCCACCCCGACACGUCAGAGGAGGACGUAAGGUCUGCUAUCGAAGAGAGACUCCCUGUGGUUAAAGUGAAGAAAGUUUAUAUUUCCCGAACUUCAGAAUUUGAAACACCUGCCAGAACUAUCUAUGCACAGAGGGCUUCCUUGCAGGAACGUCUCAGCGUCUUGGCGACAGAAGGCCAGUUUUCAAUAGACUUGAAAAAGCCUUCUCCCAAAGAUUUUGAGGGAUAUGCUUACCUAUCAUUUCAAGAUCCUGAAGAGGGUCAAGCAGCCAUAAGAGCUCUUAAUGGAACGCAUGUUCCUGGUAUCGGAGUUGUAACCCUGCAUCCCAACCAUGCAACAGUCUUGCUAUGUGACAGAAACGUUUACGCAGCCAUCAGAGGUGAAUUCGAAGAAACAAUCGACACUUUAGACGUAACAUUUAACACAAGACUGAAUGUGAAAGUCAAAGAUCAGCCAAAGCAUAAGCGUGUUGUCAUACAAAUACAAAGUAACUGUACGGAACACUUCAUAUGUGCUAGCACUGCUUUAACCAAAAUUGUCAAUGGUGAUGAAAUUGACUGCAAAAUUUCUAAAAACCUGGAGAUUCUAUUAACUAACUCAGCGAAAGACGUACUUCAAACAAUUGAGAGGGACAGUAGAACCGUGAUCAAUCAAGAUUGGAAGAACGAGGUUGUCAGAAUUUAUGGACCCAAAAUAAACCGAGAAUCAGCAAAACAAGCUAUAAACAAGUUUCUUGAUGAUUCCAUCGCUGGCAAUAGCCACUCUUGGCAGAUUUAUCUUCGAGGGCCCAACAAGCCCCGCGGACUGCUGAAAGCUCUGUUUAUAAGGUUUGGUGCUAAUCUGCAAGGAUUACGAGACAUAAAUGGUGUCCAGAAGAUCCAUGUUGAAUUUAGAAACCACGUACUCAUCAUAGAGAGUUCAGACGAGGCUGAAAAACUAAUCAACAGUUACGUGGAGGAAUGCUGCAAAAAUCCUCCCCAAGAAUUGUUUCCUGUACAACAAGACCACGAAACCCAAUUAAUUUGUGGUAUAUGUCUAUGCGAUUUGGAUACAAAAGCAGGUGUGUACCGACUUGCUUGCUGUGGUCACGCCUACGAUAAGAGCUGUGUCAUUCAACAACUCAAGUCACCAGAAUUUCCACUGAAGUGUGUCAUGGAACAAUGUGGAGAGCCUCUUGUUUGGAAGGAUUUGCGAAACUUGUUGAAUGACCGUGAAAGAAAGAGGCUCGCUUUAACCGCAUUGGGUGAGUACGUCAAAAAAAAUCCUGAAAUUGUGAAAUACUGUCCAACAGCGGGCUGUGACAUGGUAUACUGUGUCUCAACUGAUGAGAGACCCUUCACCUGUGAUGCAUGUCUAGCUCAAACCUGCACAUCUUGUCAUGUGCAAUGGCACAGCGGGCUCACGUGCGCUGAGUUCAAAUCGGAAGUGCAAGCAGAGGGACGUCUCCUGGAGUGGAUGAUGAAGGACCCAAGAAAUAGUAAGAAAUGUCCUAAAUGCAAGACAUGGAUUGAGAAGAAUCAGGGAUGUAAUCACAUAGAGUACAUGUGUUGGCUGUGCCUGCAGGUGUUUCCAACCAGGAACGAUGUGUACGAUUAUUGACACUUUCCAAAUAAUACUGCAGCAUGAAUACAAUACUGUUUAUGCAGACAUACCCUUGACAAUUAAAGUCAUUGGUUGAUAUUUCAUUUUUAGUGGUUUUGAACUUUUCACGUUGAGGACAUUGCUUCAGAAGUUGUUCAGUGAUAAACUAGACUUAGUAGAUGGCUUGAAAAUUGCCUAUGAAUGAUGAAAAUGGACAAGUCACUAAACAAUAUUUUUGUUAGAACAUGUAGUCAGUUUAGAAAGGGGAGAGCACUCAGUUCUCUCCUCGAGUGUACAUAAUUUCACUCUUAUUCUUUUAUGUCUGUAAGAUUAUUUCUUGGUUGUAAGGUUCAGAUGAAGGGCACUAUGGUAGUGGGUAGUAUGAUAAUUGAAGGACAGAAGUUUGAACCAGAAGCCCUGUCUGUGUAGUCCUUUAAUUAUAAAGAUGACACUUAAUUAUUUCUGAGUUCUAAGCCAUUUUAUUUGGAUGCAUUAUGCAGCUAAACUGGUACCUUGAGUAUAUAAUAACUCUUCAGUUUAUUAUAAAACUCUUGAUUGGUCACUAAUGAGUCCAUACAUGUAAAUAAGUAACAGAGUGCAGUACAGGAAUUCUGCAUUGCACUUUGUUGAAGUAAAAGCUUUUAAAAGUCAACAAAAAUUACUGAUUUCUAAAAUAGUUACAAAAGCAUACAGCUAGUGUUUUCCUCCACAGUUAUUGUUGUAAUGGACCAAUUAGAGAAAAGCGUGAUCAUUUUCCCAGUUUUUCUUGGUAAGUGGUGCGCAGUGCAUAGUUUAAUUCUAUGUUAUAUGUAUCACUUUGUUUGAGUUGCCAGAGCUUUGAAUUAAUGGUAGUUUAGCACUGUAAAUUGUUUGUUUGCCAACAUUUUCAUUAUAGACAAAAAAAAAGUCAUAAAAGACAUAAGGUAAUAAAAGGUUUUAGAAAUUGAUAAAGUUUGCACUAUUUGAACCUUAAAAAAAAAUUAAUUGAUUUCCAGCAGAAUUUUCCCAAAUUGUUCUUGGUCUGUUUUAGGUUCCCUAAACAACAGCAUGCAACCCACAUUUCUAGGUUUCCAACAUUUUCUAUAUAAAUUAAUAGGUAACAUAUUUUUUUUAAUUUCCUGCACUUAGUUUCACUGACUAUUUAUGUUGGCCCUGAAUUUAUUUCUACCUUACCAA